This is a messenger RNA of Carlito syrichta (Philippine tarsier), 516 nucleotides long. RefSeq names its product zinc finger protein 593 (gene ZNF593). The record is from RefSeq and is a predicted model, not a curated record. Lineage: Eukaryota; Metazoa; Chordata; Mammalia; Primates; Tarsiidae. Bases 1 to 357 code for a protein of 118 amino acids. Gene Ontology annotation, molecular function: zinc ion binding; nucleic acid binding. The transcript is spliced from 4 exons.
AUGACGUCAUCAGAGGCGGUCGGGCCCAGUCGGCCUCUCCUCCCGCGUCGCCUGACGUCAAUGAGCGGCCGGAAGCGCCCACACCUCCGCCCGGACGCCGAGCCGGACCCGGACCUGCCAGGGGGCGGCCUGCAUCGCUGUCUGGCCUGCGCGAGGUACUUCAUCGAUUCCGCCAACCUGAAGACCCAUUUCCGAUCCAAAGACCACAAGAAAAGGCUGAAGCAGCUGAGCGUCGAGCCCUACAGUCAGGAAGAGGCGGAGAGGGCAGCGGGAAUGGGAUCCUAUGUGCCCCCCAAGCGACUGGCAGUGCCCACAGAAGUGUCCACUGAGGUCCCUGAGAUGGACACGUCUACCUGACACGGCCUGAGGAUGCAGGGCAGAGAGGAGUUGUCCAUGGACAGUGUGACGCAAGGACUAGGCUGGGAGAGAGCGUACUAACCUCUUUUGGCCGUGGAUUUGGGGAGUGGAUGACCUUUCUGGGUGCCAUGCCCCCCAAUAAAGGAACUAGACGAAGAG